Messenger RNA from Aspergillus luchuensis, 750 nucleotides. Its product is annotated as ubiquinone-binding COQ10-like protein. The transcript has a single exon. Gene Ontology annotation, molecular function: ubiquinone binding. Lineage: Eukaryota; Fungi; Ascomycota; Eurotiomycetes; Eurotiales; Aspergillaceae. Gene Ontology annotation, biological process: ubiquinone biosynthetic process; cellular respiration. The record is from RefSeq and is a predicted model, not a curated record. The coding region runs from base 1 to 750 and encodes 249 amino acids. Gene Ontology annotation, cellular component: mitochondrion.
AUGAUGCGACCACCGAUACCACGCAGCCUCUACAACCGGGUCUCCCUCCCACGAGCAGCGCAUCGCUCCCUCUCCACAUCAGCCUUCUCCAACCACCUCUCUCAUCACUCAACAAAUAAGACCAACAACCUACGAAUCACCAGAUCAAGAACCUCAAUCUCUUCGACCACCUCACUCUCUCAACCAACAAUCCAAAAACGCCCCUUCCUCUCCUCCUUUCUCCCCAACUCCGACUCCGCCUCCAAAACCCGCCACCUCACCGCGACCCGGACGCUCCCACACGCUCCCGCGCCUCUCUUCGAUAUCAUCUCCUCCGUCGAAUCCUACUCCUCCUUCCUCCCCUUCCUAACCGCCUCGACCGUCACCCACCGUGACCCAACAACCAACUACCCGACCCGCGCCUUCCUCACCGUCGGCUACGGGCCCCUCAGCGAGACCUUUACCUCCAAGGUGACCUGCGACGCGGAGAACUGGGUCGUGGAGGCGCAAAGCGGCGCUAAGUACGGCGUGGGCAAGAAAGACGGACAGGGAUUUCCGGGUGAGGAUGAGGGGCUCUUUGAGUACUUGAGUACACGGUGGGAGUUGCAGAGUCAGGGUGAGGGUAAGGGGACGGUGGUGAAGCUGGAUAUUCGGUUUGAGUUCCGCAGUCAGCUGCAUGCUGCUAUGAUGGGCGCUGUGGAGGGACAGAUGGCUGGUGUUAUGGUCGAGGCGUUUGAGAAGAGGAUUUAUGAUGUGUUGGGAAGGCCUUGA